Cygnus atratus (black swan) is the source of this 321-nucleotide messenger RNA. Its product is annotated as Krueppel-like factor 15. Gene Ontology annotation, molecular function: DNA-binding transcription factor activity, RNA polymerase II-specific; RNA polymerase II cis-regulatory region sequence-specific DNA binding. The coding region runs from base 40 to 321 and encodes 93 amino acids. Gene Ontology annotation, biological process: regulation of transcription by RNA polymerase II. The transcript has 2 exons. The record is from RefSeq and is a predicted model, not a curated record. Lineage: Eukaryota; Metazoa; Chordata; Aves; Anseriformes; Anatidae.
CUUCGUGUGGGUUGGGGACGUGAGUCGGGCUGCGGCAGGAUGUACGCCAAGAGCUCCCACCUCAAGGCCCGCUGCCGUCGGCACAGCGAGGAGAAGCCCUACCCGUGUGCUUGGCCCAGCUGCGGCUGGCGGUUCUCCGGCUCAGAUGAGCUCUCCUGGCACAAGCGCUCCCACUCCGGUGUCAGGCCGUACCGGUGCGCCGCCUGCGAGAAGAAGUUUGCCCGCAGCGACCAUUUAGCCACGCACGUGAAGAUCCCCUGGGGCCAGCCGGCAGCCAGCGGACGCUUCGGGGAGGCAGCAGGAGUUAGGUCUGGAGGCUGA